AUGGCUGUGAGAGGCUUCGUCUCAUACUGGAUACUCCCAGUCAUCUCCAGUCUCGUCUGGUGCGGCAUGCUGCUGGGCCUCCUCCUCUACUGGGUCGUCGAUACGAAUAGCGAGCAUUACUCUUAUAUGGAUAAGGGUGACAACAUUGCGUUCAUCAGCGACAUUGGCGCGUCCAAGCUCAAGCCUCUCUUCAUCGCCGGAUCAUCCGUCACGACCGCCUUCCUCGAUCUGUCUUUUGCCGCCGAGCGUUUGUUGCGUCACAACGGACGACUUGUUCCCAACACGACCGGAAAAGAAAAGGUCUUUUCGAUUCUGAGCAUCAUUUUCGCCAUCGUCGGCACGUGUGGAUUGAUUCUGUUGUCCAUUUUCGAUACUCACCACCACCACCGAGCUCACGACGUGUUCCUCCUGCUGUUUAUUGCUGGAUACAUCAUCUCUGCCAUUUUCAUCUGCGCCGAGUACUAUGUGCUAGGUUUAUAUAACCGCCAUCACAAGGUCCUCCGCAUCUCAUUCUGGGUCAAGAUCGCAUUCGUCAUCGUCGAGUUCGUUUUCGCCGUCGUCUUCGUGGCUACCAACUGGAGCAACAACGAAAACGUCGCCGCCGUCUUCGAAUGGAUCAUUGCCUUCAUCUUCACCUUCUACAUCCUUUCCUUUGUCAUUGACUUGCUGCCCGCCGUGCGCACAAAAGACCACACCAUGCGCUUCGUUAAGAAUCUCAAGCACGACAUGGAAUCAUCGCACAGCCAAGACGGUAAUAGCAGCGUCCAGAUGCAGCAGAACGGCCACGAGGAAGGUGUUACCCGAUACAACUUCUAA
Molecule: messenger RNA, 816 nt
Organism: Trichoderma gamsii
Lineage: Eukaryota; Fungi; Ascomycota; Sordariomycetes; Hypocreales; Hypocreaceae
Product: FK506 suppressor Sfk1
Exons: 3
Coding region: 1-816 (271 amino acids)
Cellular component (GO): plasma membrane
Source: RefSeq, a predicted model, not a curated record